Messenger RNA from Benincasa hispida (wax gourd), 825 nucleotides. Its product is annotated as dioscorin dioA3-like. The record is from RefSeq and is a predicted model, not a curated record. NCBI's taxonomy places the organism in Eukaryota, Viridiplantae, Streptophyta, Magnoliopsida, Cucurbitales, Cucurbitaceae. Gene Ontology annotation, biological process: one-carbon metabolic process. Gene Ontology annotation, molecular function: carbonate dehydratase activity; zinc ion binding.
AUGGAAAAGCUUACAAAAACUCAUAUUCGAAUGAAACUAAUCUCUUUCUUUGUCUUCAUAUCAUUGUUAUCAAUAACAGUAGAGAGUAAUGAAGAGUUCGAUUAUGAUCCAUGUAGUGACAAAGGCCCUAAGUUUUGGGGACAAUUAAAUAAAGAAUGGGCAAAGUGUGCGAAUGGAAUCAUUCAAUCUCCUAUUGCUUUGUCAAAGUGGACUGCAGAUUUCAAUAGAAGUUUGGGUGAUCUUAGAAGAUACCAUAGACUUGCAAAUGCAAUUCUCAGGAACGAUGGCCAUGAAAUUAUUGUAGAUUGGAAAGGAAAUAAUGCUGGAUCAAUAAAAAUCAACAACAUAGAUUACCAACUUCAAAAUUACCAUUGGCACCAUCCUUCCGAGCAUACUCAAGAUGGCAAAACGUAUCCUUUGGAGCUUCACAUGGUCCACGUCAACAAUAUUACCCAAAAAAUUGCUGUUAUUGGUGUUUUAUUUGAGUACGGUCGACGGGAUCCAUUCAUCUAUAUGAUAGAAAGGGACAUAAAAUAUAUAGACAUUGAAGGAGGUGAGGAAUUUCUUGGUAAAGUGGAUCCAAGAGUAGCAAGGCUUGAUGGAAGAACAUAUUUUAGAUAUAUUGGUUCACUAACCACCCCUCCUUGUACCGAAGGUGUCAUUUGGACUGUCAUGGAAAAGGUACAAACCGUGGCACCAUAUCAAGUUGAACUUCUUAAACAAGCUCUCGUAGAAGAGAAGAAUGCAAGGCCAUUGCAAAAGAUUAAUGGUAGAGACGUUUUCUAUUUUGACCCAUUCCCGUGGGGAAGUGUAGCAGCCGAGUAG